UCAGCUCCUGUUACCCCCUCCUCCUCUUUAUCACAGACUCACCUCCUCCAGCUCGACAGCUCUCCUCCACCAUGGCGGCACUGUGGCUCCAGUCUGUCUCUCUGCUUGUCUUACUGAUGGCGUCGUGGCCGGCGGGCGCUCAGGCUGUCUCCGCCCCUCAGCACCUGUGCGGCUCUCACCUAGUCGACGCCCUCUACCUGGUCUGCGGGGACAGAGGCUUCUUCUACAACCCCAAGAGAGACGUGGACCCCCUGCUGGGUUUCCUUCCCGCAAAGGUGGGCGGAGCCUCAGCGGCGGCAGGCAGCGAGAAUGAGGCGGCCGAGUUCGCCUUCAAGGACCAGAUGGAGAUGAUGGUGAAGCGCGGCAUUGUGGAGCAGUGCUGCCACAAACCCUGCAACAUCUUUGACCUCCAGAAUUACUGCAACUGAGGCCCAGCGUUGUCACCUGACCCUGAGCCCGACCCCUGACACCUGAAGAAACAACAACAACAACCCCAAUGCUGAGAAAUGGACCAAUUUAUUUUUCCUAGAAAAUAAAGUAUUGUGACUUAUGG
Molecule: messenger RNA, 553 nt
Organism: Solea senegalensis (Senegalese sole)
Lineage: Eukaryota; Metazoa; Chordata; Actinopteri; Pleuronectiformes; Soleidae
Gene: ins
Product: preproinsulin
Exons: 3
Coding region: 72-428 (118 amino acids)
Cellular component (GO): extracellular region
Molecular function (GO): hormone activity
Source: RefSeq, a predicted model, not a curated record